Messenger RNA from Mytilus californianus (California mussel), 842 nucleotides. RefSeq lists its product as uncharacterized. The transcript is spliced from 4 exons. The record is from RefSeq and is a predicted model, not a curated record. Lineage: Eukaryota; Metazoa; Mollusca; Bivalvia; Mytilida; Mytilidae. The coding region runs from base 1 to 606 and encodes 201 amino acids.
AUGGACCUUAUAUUUCUACAGUGUAUUACACAAAACAAAGAUGGACCUUAUAUUUCUACAGUGUAUUACACAAAACAGAGAGAGAACAGCAGUGAUUUCAGAACAAGUAUUGAACGAAGUGUGCAAUCUGAAGGCAGUAUCGAAGUUUGUGAGACAGUCGAAGAAUUACCAUCUACUAUCAAACGAAUGGACAGUUUGAUGUCACAGGAUUUCUACACAACAUUAUAUACAAGCUGGGAAGGAUCCAAUAGAUUUGCAGAGUUUAGACGUAAAUUUGGGGAAGCACUUAGACACAAGUAUUUCAGUUAUUGUCGUUUUGAUGACACCGUUUUCAUUGGCAUCUUUGUUGUAUAUGGAAUGUUCCUCGUAUGUGCAGGAACAUACAAUUAUUUGUCGUGUAGAUCAGACAUACUAACCAACAUUUACUUUAUCACGGACGGAGUUCUAUCGGUUUUUGUCUUCCCUGUUCUUGUUAUGAGCUGGAAAGUAAGAGUUGGUGGUUGUGUAAAUGAGUCUGCCAAAGUAGGUCCAGGAACAGUAUGGUAUUCUGUUUUAGUGGCGAGGAUCAUGUCUUCUUCAUUAGGUAAGUACAUUGAAACAAAUUAGGCUAACUGGCAUCUCUAAGUUCAGUUAACAAAAAUUCCACAAAUGAAAGUUUUCCAUUAGUUGAUAUAUAUUAUAAAUAAUUUGGUUUUUUUUUUCAGAACUCUCAGUCGGUCAAAUACAGACUCCAAUUGAAAGAAGAACGCCAAGGUAAACACAAAUAUUUGGAGCACGAAAAAACGAAAAACGUCUGAGAUCUUAGCCACAGGGGACUAAAAGAUUAGUGAAAAUGUGUUAAC